GCUUGCGGGUCUACGUCUCAUCACGUUCAACUGGGGGGCGCAUGGGAAGCGCGGGCAACCCUCUCACAAACAAAUAUGUUGCGUCACCUUUGUCCUACACAUCCUCGACGACUUAGGCAGAAUCAAAAAACAAGCAGCGCGCCUUGAAGAAUGUACGAGUGGUACGAAUGCGAAAAAUUUUAGACGAAUCGUUUUCCCGUUUGGUCGGCUAUACCGAAUUCACCGGCCACAGAUUGGAUAGAAUCACGGCAGUCUGAUUGGUACGGUUGGUCGUGCCAAAGUGUCCAGGUGAUCUAGGUCUGCCAAAACAAUGAUUGCGGGUAGCUAGUUAGAAGCCGGUUACUCGCUCCCUGGUUUGGAAGCGGGGGAGAUCUAAGUAUGUAGAUAGGCCGAGUGGAGUUUGAAAAAAGGGGGACUCGGGACGUCUAUCAUCCAUACCUAUCCGCCUGUGCUCUGCCUAACGUUUGAUCGGGCAUUUUUCUAUCUGUUGCUCUGCCCCUCCAAGCUGCCGCUCUUAUCCGUGUUUGGGCUCCUGACCUAAACUCUCAAUUUCUCUCAACAUUGUGUUUUCCUCUGUUGUUUGUCUUGAUUUCCUACAACAUUUUCAUCGUUCUCUUUUCUUGCCGUGAUGUGAAAGAUUAUUCCAGGCGUCUAAAGGGAGGGUUUGCGAAUGACGAAUGAGAUAUUGAGCUGUCUCUGCAUGGCUGACAGCAUUUGUGUUUCGCCAAUAUGAUUUCGUCGUGGUCUUUGCUUCGACCGGCGGUGGUCGCUCACCAUGCGACCGAAGGCCUUUCUCGUCGCGCUGCGUCGCAUGUCUUAGACUGGACGGCGUCAUCCGGCGGGGUCGCUGUAGGCUGCCGGCGACAGUGGAACAGUACACAUGCGAAGAAACCUACCGUUUUACCUGCUUUGCCAAAACGGUCGUUUGAUAGCGUUAGGAAUGUCGCGAAUCGAACAAUUCCUGUUACGGCAUAUUCAACUGUGGUCGAGCCGCUAUCUACGCCUUACUCGGAUCUUACUGUAGGUGUACCGCGCGAGAUAUUUACUAAUGAGCGACGAGUCGCAAUCUCACCUCAGAACGUAGCGCUUCUGAAGAAGAAGGGCUUCCGCAAUGUUCUCGUUGAGCGCGGCGCUGGUGUGCAGGCCGACUUUUUGGAUGAGGCUUAUGAGAAAGCUGGCGCGACCUUAGUCGAUGCGGACAAGGUCUGGAGCCAAGCCGAUAUCUUACUGAAAGUUCGAGGACCAAGUGUCAAUGAAAUUGAUCGCCUAAAGCAAGGCGCUACGAUUAUUUCGAUGCUUCAGCCAGCGCAGAACAAGGAUCUUGUUGAGCGCUUGGCUGCUCGUAAGGUUACUGCAUUUGCAAUGGAUAUGAUCCCUCGUAUUUCGCGGGCGCAGGUAUUUGAUGCUCUUAGUUCAAUGGCGAACAUUGCUGGUUAUAAGGCUGUAUUGGAAGCGUCCAACAAUUUCGGUCGCUUCUUAACCGGUCAAGUUACGGCAGCUGGCAAGAUCCCGCCUUGCAAGGUUCUCGUUAUUGGCGCCGGUGUUGCUGGUUUAAGUGCAAUUGCGACAGCUCGCAGAAUGGGUGCCAUCGUUCGUGGUUUUGACACUCGAUCCGCAGCACGAGAGCAGGUCCAAUCUCUUGGCGCUGAAUUCAUUGAGGUUGAAAUCGAAGAAGAUGGCUCCGGUGCUGGAGGGUACGCUAAGGAAAUGUCGCCCGAAUUCAUUGCUGCUGAAAUGAAACUGUUCACCGAGCAAGCUAAGGACGUUGAUAUCAUCAUCACGACAGCUCUCAUUCCCGGAAAACGCGCACCUAAGCUGAUCACUAAGGAUAUGGUUAAUGUUAUGAAACCUGGUUCCGUUGUCGUAGAUCUGGCUGCUGAAGCAGGUGGCAAUUGCGAGGUAACCGAAGCUGGCAAGCUUGUUACGUAUAAUGAUGUGAAAAUCAUCGGUUACACGGACUUACCCUCCAGGCUACCCACGCAAUCGUCAACUCUGUACUCUAACAAUAUCGUCAAAUUCCUCUUGUCAAUGACGCCACAAGAGAAGUCAUUUGGCAUUGACCUGAGCGAUGAGGUCGUUAGAGGGGCUAUCGUAACUCACAACGGAGAAAUUCUGCCUCCUGCACCACGACCGGCUCCACCACCUGCUCCAGCACCCAAAGCAGCUGCCAAGCCCGAAGAAGAAGUUGUUGCAUUAACACCCUUCCAGAAGAAAUCCCGAGAAGUAGCUGGUGUAACGGCUGGUAUGGGCACUGCUUUGGCCCUUGGAAAGCUUACUGGUCCCGUCUUCAUGAGUAACGCUUUUACUUUUGGAUUGGCUUCGUUAAUCGGAUACCGCGUCGUAUGGGGUGUAACUCCAGCUCUUCACUCGCCUUUGAUGAGUGUCACUAAUGCUAUAUCUGGAAUGGUCGGCAUUGGUGGUUUCUUUAUCUUGGGUGGUGGUUAUGUUCCUGAGACCAUCCCGCAGGCUCUUGGUGCAGCGUCCGUGCUUUUGGCGUUUGUAAACGUAUCCGGAGGUUUCGUGAUCACGAAGAGGAUGUUAGAUAUGUUCAAGCGACCAACUGAUCCGCCAGAAUACCCAUGGCUGUACGCAGUUCCUGGUGUCCUUUUCGCGGGUGGUUAUCUCGCAGCCGCAUCAACUGGCGCAGCUGGACUUGUACAAGCUGGCUACAUGGUUAGCUCAAUCUUGUGCAUCAGCUCCCUUUCAGGACUGGCGUCUCAGGCCACGGCUCGAAUGGGUAACUUGCUCGGAAUCCUGGGUGUGGGCUCUGGUGUUCUUGCUUCAUUGCUGGCCGUUGGAUUUAGCCCGGAAGUCUUGACUCAAUUUGGUACUCUCGCCGCAGUUGGAAGCAUCCUCGGUUUUCUCAUCGGGAAGCGUAUCACUCCCACAGAUCUUCCCCAGACAGUCGCAGCACUGCAUUCCGUCGUUGGUCUUGCUGCAGUAUUGACCAGUAUCGGAAGUGUCAUGGGUGGCCUCGACCAUAUCUCAACGCUACACCUCGUCACGGCUUAUCUUGGAGUGUUGAUUGGUGGUAUAACAUUCACCGGAUCGAUCGUCGCAUUCAUGAAGCUGGCUGGAAAAAUGUCUUCGAGGCCACUGGUUCUCCCUGGCCGACACUUGAUUAACUCUAGUAUGCUUGCCGCUAACAUUGGUACUAUGGGCGCUUUCGUUACGAUGGCACCGGGAUCACCUAUGAUCGCCGCUGCCGCCCUGGGCGCAAACACGAUCCUGUCAUUCGCCAAAGGAUACACUACAACAGCUGCGAUCGGUGGCGCGGAUAUGCCAGUCGUAAUCACCGUUCUCAACGCGUAUAGUGGUUUUGCGCUAGUGGCCGAGGGCUUCAUGUUGGAAAAUCCGUUACUAACCACAGUUGGUGCCCUAAUUGGCGUCUCCGGUUCAAUUCUCUCGUAUAUAAUGUGCGUUGCGAUGAAUCGCAGCCUCACCAAUGUGCUCUUCGGCGGCAUAUCUGCACCAGCGACGACAGACUAUAAGAUCGAGGGAUCGGUAACACAGACGAAUGUCGAAGACACGGCUGACUCGCUCAUCAAUGCGGAGAACGUUAUCAUUGUGGUCGGUUAUGGUAUGGCGGUCGCAAAAGCGCAGUAUGCGAUUAGCGAAAUAACGAGCAUGUUGCGGGCUAAAGGAAUCAAUGUUCGCUUCGCUAUCCAUCCCGUCGCCGGUCGCAUGCCAGGGCAGUGUAACGUGUUGUUAGCGGAAGCGAGCGUGCCAUACGAUAUCGUGCUUGAAAUGGACGAGAUCAAUGAUGAUUUUGGUGACACUGAUGUCACGCUCGUUAUUGGUGCUAACGAUACGGUCAACCCGAUUGCGCUCGAGCCCGGAAGUCCUAUCGCGGGUAUGCCUGUCCUUCACGCUUGGAAGAGUAAGCAGGUCAUUGUCAUGAAGCGUGGUAUGGCCAGUGGUUAUGCCGAUGUUCCAAACCCGAUGUUCUACAUGCCCGGAACGAAGAUGUUGUUCGGUGACGCCAAAGUAACUUGUGAUGCAAUCAAAUCAGCUGUCGAAUCCCGAACCUAGAAUAGAAGCGCCUCGCAGCAUUUAUUUUAGACAACCCAGAGCAUCUAAGAGCAUUUAAGAGCAUUUAGAGAUUAGAUCGAUGGAUAUUCUUUUCGAGUUAUCUUGAUUGUUUGAGUCGUUUUUGACAUUUACCGCGCGCACAUUUUACGACAUGUUA
This is a messenger RNA of Hypoxylon trugodes, 4189 nucleotides long. Its product is annotated as NAD(P) transhydrogenase mitochondrial precursor. Lineage: Eukaryota; Fungi; Ascomycota; Sordariomycetes; Xylariales; Hypoxylaceae. The record is from RefSeq and is a predicted model, not a curated record. Gene Ontology annotation, cellular component: mitochondrial inner membrane. Gene Ontology annotation, molecular function: NAD binding; NADP binding. The transcript is spliced from 6 exons. Gene Ontology annotation, biological process: proton transmembrane transport; NADPH regeneration. The coding region runs from base 730 to 4032 and encodes 1100 amino acids.